AUAGAAUAGAAUCCACUUUUACACCUAUGGACACAUAAAUGUACAAAUAUGUUGCUAUAGAUAGUUUUAUCAAGGAGAGAGAAGAAUUUUCAUAUUUGGAAGACCUAGGAGCCUGGAUAUAUAGAAUUCUUUUGUAUCGGUUCUGAUUGUUUGGAAAAUGGGAGCUGCUACAAAGUUGGUGUUUGCUGUUUUUCUUAUCUCUUGUUCUUCAGGUGCCAUACUAGGCAGAUCAGAGACACAGGAGUGCAUUUUCUACAAUGGUAGCUGGGAGAAGGACAAAACGAAUCGGAGCGGCAUUGAACCUUGCUAUGGCGAUAAAGAUAAAAGACGACACUGCUUUGCGACAUGGAAGAAUAUUUCUGGAUCCAUUGAAAUUGUGAAGCAGGGCUGCUGGCUGGAUGAUAUUAACUGUUAUGACAGAACUGACUGCAUAGAAAAAAAAGACAGCCCUGAAGUAUUUUUCUGCUGCUGUGAAGGCAACAUGUGCAAUGAACGGUUUUUCUACUUUCCAGAGAUGGAGGUUACGCAACCUACUUCCAAUCCUGUCACGUCUAAGCCAGCCCUGUUCAGUACCUUGCUGUAUUCUCUGGUGCCUAUAAUGGGAAUAGCAGUAAUCGUACUGUUUUCAUUUUGGAUGUACCGACAUCACAAAUUAGCAUAUCCUCCAGUACUUGUACCAACCCAACACGCCUUUCACAUAAUGAUAGAGGACCCUGGACCUCCACCACCAUCGCCACUGAUGGGCCUGAAGCCACUGCAGUUACUAGAAGUCAAAGCUAGGGGAAGAUUUGGCUGUGUUUGGAAAGCUCAGCUGCUAAACGAACAUGUAGCUGUGAAAAUAUUUCCAAUCCAGGACAAACAGUCAUGGCAAAAUGAAUAUGAAAUCUACAGCUUGCCUGGAAUGAAACAUGAAAAUAUACUGCAGUUCAUCGGCGCUGAGAAACGAGGCACCAACAUUGAUGUAGAUUUGUGGCUGAUUACAGCAUUUCAUGAAAAGGGUUCGCUUACAGACUUCCUCAAGGCUAAUGUAGUCACAUGGAAUGAACUAUGUCACAUUGCUGAAACUAUGGCUAGAGGUUUGGCGUACCUUCAUGAAGACAUCCCUGGUCUAAAAGAUGGGCAUAAACCAGCAAUUUCACAUAGGGAUAUCAAGAGCAAGAAUGUAUUGCUGAAAAACAACCUUACAGCUUGCAUUGCUGACUUCGGCCUCGCUUUGAAGUUUGAAGCUGGGAAGUCAGCAGGUGACACACAUGGUCAGGUUGGCACCCGAAGGUAUAUGGCUCCAGAAGUGUUAGAAGGUGCUAUCAACUUCCAAAGGGACGCGUUUUUGAGAAUAGACAUGUAUGCCAUGGGACUGGUACUGUGGGAGCUAUCUUCACGAUGUACUGCGGCAGAUGGACCUGUGGAUGAGUAUAUGCUACCUUUUGAAGAAGAGGUGGGCCAGCAUCCCUCUCUUGAAGAUAUGCAGGAAGUUGUCGUACAUAAAAAGAAGAGGCCUGUUUUGAGAGAGUGUUGGCAGAAGCACGCAGGAAUGACAAUGCUUUGUGAAACUAUAGAAGAGUGUUGGGAUCAUGAUGCAGAAGCCCGAUUAUCAGCUGGUUGUGUAGAGGAGCGGAUUAUUCAGAUGCAAAGACUAACAAACAUUAUAACAACAGAGGACAUUGUGACUGUGGUCACUAUGGUGACAAACGUGGACUUUCCUCCCAAAGAAUCCAGUCUAUGAUAGUUACACCGGUCACACAUCAUGACCAAUGAGACUCUCUGAACUGGAGCUGCUAAGCUAACGGGCCUGUUUCCGGUCAAUAUAACUUUCUGCGUGAAAUUUGGAAUGGUAAGUCUGUCUUCGAAGUGUCACUAGGAAGACGCUUUCUUGUCCUACUCCAGAAAUGGAUCCAGGAGACUUACUGCAUUCCCUGCAUAUGAAGGACACAAGACUAAGAAGUGGCAGAAUGAUGUUAAUGAACAUUUGAAGAACACGGACCUAUCCUGGCUAGUCAAGCAUUUUAAAAGCUGACAUUGUAUUUCUUAAUACGUCAGAAAAGACUUAAUUCCUUAAAAUGAACUACUGCUAUUUUUUUUAAAUCAAACAUUUCAUUUCAGAUUUAAGAAAAAAGGGUAACUUGUUUUUAACGCAUUUGCUGUUGUGUUUAUAUAAUGACUAUUGUAAUGCCAAUAUGACACAGCUUGUGAAUGUUUAGUGUGCUGCUGUUGUAUGUAAUCAAAGUGGAAUCUAGCAAAAAGGCUUCCAAGCAUUACUUAACCUCCCUCAACAAGGUAUACCUCAGUUUCACCUGCGGCUAAAUUGCGAAAUUGACAACACUAACACAAUAAAUCGAUCCUCAUUUUGUAAAUGAUGUAUUACAGAUUCA
Messenger RNA from Euleptes europaea (tarantolino), 2369 nucleotides. RefSeq names its product activin A receptor type 2A (gene ACVR2A). Lineage: Eukaryota; Metazoa; Chordata; Lepidosauria; Squamata; Sphaerodactylidae. Gene Ontology annotation, molecular function: activin binding; ATP binding; activin receptor activity. The record is from RefSeq and is a predicted model, not a curated record. Gene Ontology annotation, cellular component: plasma membrane; activin receptor complex. Bases 158 to 1723 code for a protein of 521 amino acids. The transcript is spliced from 12 exons. Gene Ontology annotation, biological process: cellular response to growth factor stimulus; protein phosphorylation; activin receptor signaling pathway.